AUGACAGCCAGUGUAGAAAUUGAAAACCCGACUCCAUUAUGGCUGGAUUGCGAUCCUGGUCACGAUGAUGCCUUUGCUAUUCUGAUUUCUGCUCUUCAUCCCUCAUUGAAUCUGCUUGGAAUUACGACUAUCCACGGAAAUGCAUCUCUAGCGAAAACCACAGCGAAUGCUAGCAGUGUUUUGGAAGCCAUUGGCCGGCCCGAGAUUCCUGUCUACCCAGGAACUUCAAAGCCAUUCUCACGACCUGCUCUCCAUGCUCCCGACAUUCAUGGUGAAUCGGGCCUCGAUGGGACAGAUCUGCUUCCUAAGCCCUCCGUGGCCCCGAUUACAGAUAAGAACCCGAUUUUGGCUAUGCGAGAUGCCCUUUUAGCCCAGCCAAAGGGAACUCCUUGGGUCAUUGCCACGGGAACUUUGACUAAUGUUGCUCUAUUAUUCUCAACCUUCCCCGAGGUUGUAGAGCAUAUUGCUGGCUUGAGUAUUAUGGGAGGUGCCAUCGGUAAUGGCUUCACAGCCGCUCCAAUGAGCAAAAUUCCCGGCGAAAAGUCACGUAUUGGAAAUGUCACUCCUUGGGCAGAAUUCAACCUCUACUGCGACCCUGAGUCAUCCGAGGCAAUUUUUAGCAAUCCUCUAUUGGCAUCAAAAACCGCGAUUAUGAGCUUAGAUUUGACUCACCAAGUUCUGGCUGAUAAAAAUGUUCAGACGCGCAUUUUACAUGGCUCCAGUGACCCGUCUAAGAAACCAACAGUUGUUCGACAAAUUCUUCAUGAUCUUCUGCUCUUUUUCGCAGGGACAUAUGAGAAGGUCUUUGGCUUGUCUACGGGGCCACCUCUACAUGAUCCUCUUGCAGUCGCAGCCAUUUUGUCGAAUCUGAAUCCAGUAUUUGCCAAGAAGAAUCCCGAGAAAGCAAUCACAUUCGACGACAAGGAUGGUGAACGAUUUGCUAUUCACAUCGUCACUGAUGGUCUUCAUGGCCAAGAUGUGUCAGUUACUGGACAAUUGGGUCGUUCUAUUGCUACUCCUGUCGAAGGGGCCGGUGUGGCUGUUCCCCGUGGUGUCGAUUUGGAGGCAUUCUGGAACUUGAUUUUGGAGUGUGUGCAAUUGGCUGAUGACUGCAAUGUGGCUCGCGGGAAACUCGAAUAG
Molecule: messenger RNA, 1140 nt
Organism: Penicillium angulare
Lineage: Eukaryota; Fungi; Ascomycota; Eurotiomycetes; Eurotiales; Aspergillaceae
Product: uridine-cytidine N-ribohydrolase
Exons: 5
Coding region: 1-1140 (379 amino acids)
Biological process (GO): purine nucleoside catabolic process
Cellular component (GO): cytosol
Molecular function (GO): purine nucleosidase activity
Source: RefSeq, a predicted model, not a curated record